Lactuca sativa (garden lettuce) is the source of this 1919-nucleotide messenger RNA. Its product is annotated as cationic amino acid transporter 9, chloroplastic. NCBI's taxonomy places the organism in Eukaryota, Viridiplantae, Streptophyta, Magnoliopsida, Asterales, Asteraceae. Gene Ontology annotation, molecular function: amino acid transmembrane transporter activity. Gene Ontology annotation, cellular component: membrane. Gene Ontology annotation, biological process: amino acid transport; transmembrane transport. The record is from RefSeq and is a predicted model, not a curated record.
AUUAGUCCACACAGAGUCAGAUAUCCUCCGCUAUCAUUUUCUCUCCGGCGAACUUCUCGUCGCAGUUUGAAGAACACAAGAUACAAAUUUGCUGUAAAUUAUAGGAUGAGCGUUUCUUCUUCAUCAUCACCUUUCUCUCAGUUUUGGUCUUCAGCGCUCAGAUCUAAACCACUAGGCAAAUCAUCUGACACAGGCGAAGGUCUAGUACGCCGUCUUGGACCUUUUGACUUGAUUUUAUUAGGCAUUGGCGCUUCCAUUGGUGCCGGUAUCUUCGUCGUAACCGGCACCAUCGCCCGCGAUGCUGGUCCUGGAGUUACAAUUAGCUUCCUACUGGCAGGAGCAUCAUGUGUCCUGAAUGCCUUAUGUUAUGCUGAAUUAGCAACUCGAUUCCCUGCUGUUGUUGGAGGAGCAUACAUGUACACAUACACAACUUUCAAUGAGCUUACUGCUUUUCUUGUGUUUACACAAAUGAUGCUUGAUUAUCAUAUUGGUGCAGCUAGCAUAGCCCGUAGCUUAGCAAGCUACAUAGUUAAUAUAUUAGAUCUCAUACCCUCUGUGAAAGAUAAUAUUCCCAAUUGGGUUGGACAUGGUGGUGAUGAUAUUUUUGGCUUUCUAUCCUUCAACAUCUUGGCUCCUAUCCUUCUAGUCCUUCUGACAAUUCUCCUAUGUCGUGGUGUUGGAGAAUCUACCCUAGUCAAUACUGUCAUGACCAUGACCAAGGUAAGUAUUGUUUUUGUGGUGAUCAUUGUUGGUGCUUUUGAAGUUGAUGAUUCAAACUGGUCACCUUUUGCUCCAACUGGUUUUAAAUCCAUACUGACCGGGGCCACUGUAGCUUUUUUCGCAUAUGUUGGAUUUGAUGCGGUUGCGAAUUCCGCCGAAGAAUCUAAAAGACCACAGCGGGACCUACCAAUAGGCAUCAUUGGGAGCCUUCUUGUUUGUGUUGUACUAUACAUCGGUGUUUGCUUAGUUAUAACAGGAAUGGUUCCUUACAAAUUGCUCGGUGAAGAUGCUCCUUUGGCUGAGGCAUUCAAAUCCAAAGGAUUGAACUCCGUAUCAAUCCUAAUCAGCAUCGGUGCCAUUGCUGGACUUACCACAACUCUAUUGGUUGGCCUUUAUGUUCAGUCUAGGUUGUAUCUUGGGCUUGGAAGGGAUGGUUUGCUACCUGCAAUAUUUGCAAAGGUUCAUCCAACGCGUCAUACUCCAAUUCAUGCUCAAAUUUGGGUUGGAAUUGUUGCUUGUAUUUUGGCUGGAUUGUUAAACGUGACUCUUCUGUCACAUAUUCUCUCAGUUGGAUCACUCGCAGGUUACUCGGUUGUUGCAGCAUGUGUAAUAACUCUUCGGUUGGAUGAUAAUAUUGAUAUUAAUAUUAAUACUCAACUCUCAACCAAUUCAAUGUCAAAGAGGACAGAUUGCAUCACAAGCAUUAUUGUAAUUGCUUUUUGUGGUUUUACUACUGGAAUUCUUUAUCGAUUCGGUGGCUCAACUCUUGCGUAUAUAUUUCUUAUUUUACCCCUGGCUAUUGCAAUCCUUGCAGCUGCAAAUCUUCAAUUUAGGCAGGUUUAUAAAGAUCCACCUGGUUUUUCUUGCCCGUGGGUCCCAAUACUACCUGCUGUCUGCAUUUUUUUUAACAUAUUCCUUUUCGCUCAGCUUAACUAUGAAGCAUGGGUGAGGUUUGUGGUGUUAAGCAUUGUUGCUGGGUUUGUAUAUGCAUUUUAUGGGCAAUAUAAUGCGAUUCAUGCAAGUGAUGAUACCAAUUAUUACCAAACAUUGCCAUCAAUAGAAGCUCAAUAAUUUCGUUAUUGUUGUAAUAUUAUUUGUUUCCCAUAAGUGGGCCCUGUUGUAAGUUGUAACCACAGUUUAAAAACCAUACUUUUGUUGAAUCUAAUAAUAUAUAUAUAACCUAAAAUAGGGUUAUGAAA